Molecule: messenger RNA, 2217 nt
Organism: Euleptes europaea (tarantolino)
Lineage: Eukaryota; Metazoa; Chordata; Lepidosauria; Squamata; Sphaerodactylidae
Gene: POLI
Product: DNA polymerase iota
Exons: 10
Coding region: 1-2217 (738 amino acids)
Biological process (GO): translesion synthesis
Molecular function (GO): DNA-directed DNA polymerase activity; damaged DNA binding
Source: RefSeq, a predicted model, not a curated record
AUGGAGAGCUCCGGAGGAGGAGAAGAGGAGGAGGAGGAGGCGGAGGAACCGGAUUGGCGGCUCCCGGCGCCCUGCGGCGGACUGGGGAGAGGCUCGUCCGGUCAUGGCAACGUGGUGAGUUCUGGAAGCACUCUGCAGCAUCGCGUCAUUGUGCACUUGGACCUGGAUUGUUUUUAUGCACAGGUUGAAACUAUCUGUAGUCCUGAAUUAAGAGGCAAGCCUUUAGGUGUGCGUCAGAAAAACCUGCUCAUCACCUGUAAUUAUGAAGCCAGGGAACUCGGUGUAAAGAAAACCACGACUGUCAAAGAAGCCAAAGAAAAGUGUCCAGAACUGGUGCUGGUUAGUGGAGAAGACCUGACAAAAUACAGAGAAAUGUCUUACAAGGUUACAGCACUACUGGAAGAAUUUACACUGCUGGUGGAAAGGCUUGGAUUGGAUGAAAACUUCAUGGACGUCACUGAGAUGGUGGAGAAGAGGGUGGAAGAGUGGAGAAGGGAUGCUUUUUCUCAAAUCUCUAUCUCCGGUCACGUAUACGGCAAUCAGACUGUCAAUCUACACGAUCUGGCACAUGUAAGGUUUGCAGCUGGAUCUCAGAUAGCGGCUGAGAUGAGAGAAUCCGUGCAUGCCAGGCUGGGCCUUACGGGUUGUGCCGGCAUUGCUUCUAAUAAACUGCUGGCCAAGCUGGUAUCUGGGACCUUCAGACCAAAUCAGCAGACUGUCCUGUUACCCGAGAGCCGGCAGGAUUUGAUUGCUCGCCUUGACCACAUAAGGAAACUGCCUGGUAUUGGGUUUAAAACCGCACAACGCCUUGCAGCGCUAGGACUUACCACCAUUUGCGAUCUCCAGGUGUGUCCAGCUGCAGUACUAGAGAGAGAGCUGGGUGUUUCAGCUGCACGGCAUCUACAGAAAGUGAGUCGUGGAGAAGAUGAUGCUCCAGUUACCCCAUCAGGGCCUCCUCAGUCUCUAAGCGAUGAAGAUUCCUUUAAAAAAUGCUCUUCGGAAGCAGGAGUUAAGAAGAAAGUUGGAGAGCUGAUUGCUAGCCUUUUGGACAGGUUGCACAAGGAUGGAAGAAAGCCGCAUACAAUAAGAUUAUCUCUUCGCCAGUUUUCUACCACUCGAUGGCUUAAUCGGGAGAGCCGCCAAUGUCCAAUUCCAUCUCAUGUGGCCCAGAGAAUCGGAACAGGUGACACCAGCGUCCAGAGUCAACUGGUCACCUUAGCGAUGAAACUGUUUCAUAAGAUGAUAAACGUGAAAGUUUCAUUUCAUAUAACCCUUCUGAACGUCUGCUUCUCCAACCUGAAAGCCCCUCCUGCUUCCACCAAGCAGUCCAUCGGAUUUUAUUUAACUCGGCCGUCUUCUUCCGACUGCAGCAAACUUGUUCAUAAAACGGAAGACGUCGAUGCAGAACGUGCAACUCCAGACGGUCGAGUGGGGAGCUGUGGAAUCUUACUGGGAGAAAGAAACAGAAGCAUUACACAAACGCCGCCAGAGACCCCAGACCAAACCGGAGGUCUCGAGUUCCCACAUCUCCUGCUUCCUGCCGGCAUUGACUAUGAUGUGUUUAAUCAGCUUCCGAGGGAAAUUAAAGAAGAAAUUAUUUCUAGCCAAAGGGGGGAAAGCGGUACAGCAGCAAGUGUUUUGAGUCAGUCAUUCUUUGCUUCAAGGGAAGAACGGUCGGACAAGGCCCGAGAACAAAUGAGCCAUGCUCCUCUGCGUUCUGAGAGCACCCAUCAAAACAUUUUCUCUUUGGCGUCAUCUGACAGUGUAUCCCCCAAUGGGGCGGCACCACCUGCCCCACUCAGGUCCACUCCCAGGUGCCUUGGUGCACAGUGCGGGCCUCUGAAGGUUGUUGCAGAUGCAUUGGUGAGCGAGCAUACGACGACGGGCAUGGCUUUUACAAGCUCGUCUCCUGCUCAGCCUCGGUUUCACCAAGCCUGCCCCCCGGAGCUGCAGAAACAAACUGACAACAGGAGCCCCCGUGACAGAGGUUGGGAAGGAGAGUCAAAACGUGACCUCCCUUCCAGCGUGGAUGCCAAAACGUUUUCCGAGCUGCCUGCCGAGAUACAAAAGGAACUGCUGGUGGAAUGGGAGCGCCGGGAACCGGUUUCCAAAAUGCGUGCCGCGGUGACUCCCACCAAGUUCAAAAUGAAAAAACCAGGAGGCCAGCCUUCGACCCGGCAGUCAAAUAGCUUAUUAAGAUACUUUAAAUCAGCCUGA